UGUAUAUCACAUUGAAGACGCAAACGACACACACCGAACACGACAUUUUUUUUGACGUAAAUUCUCGCGACAAACUGAGAAAAACAUACGAAACGAGUAAAAUAAAUAACACACAAAUGUCGUUCGAUACAAAUAAUUGUUGGUGUUUGUUGUUUUAAAUGAAUUUACAAAUUGGGCGAUUUGGUGUGCAAAGUGGAGUAUUGGUUGGAAAAUAGGAAAUUAAUCGGAAAUUAAAAGCGUGUGGUGUGUGCUCUUUUUUAAGAAAAAAAAAAGAAUAAUAUAUUUGUUUGUGUGUGUAAUGGAAAAAGAAUUGCAAAAUGCAUUCAUAUCUAUAGCACACAGGAUCGACACACCAGCUGAAAUCAAUUUAGAGAAUUAGUGAGACCAACACACAUCAAAUCAAACACAGAUUAUGUGAAUGACAAAAGCAGAAAAAUCACACAAAAUAAAACGUGAAAUUAAAAACAGACAAACAAACAGCCCGAUAGACAACAAUAUAUAAUCAUAAAAUUAGAGAGACAUUUACAACGGAACAUUGGAGCAUAAGAGAAUAAGAGACGGAGCGAGCGCACGUCACCAAGGCGAAAAAGAGUAAUACAAUACACAGCUGAACGAGUCGUCUAUCGUUCAGUGAGACUGACGCACAUGAGAAUCAUUUUAGAACGCAAGUGACGUUCAACGUGACAACAGCACAUAUUCUGUGUGGUGGAAAAGCAACAGUGUGGGAAAAGUGUGCGAAUGAAAUUGUGUGUUGUUUUUCAUUUUCAACAACAAUCUUAUUUAAACUUUUUUUUUAUUCCUUCGGCUCUGACGAUUGCUUCAUUCAACUUUAUACAUGUGAAGCCACUUUUUUGAGAGAGAGAAAUAAUCACACACGACCAAAGGCGAAAGAAAAACACAAGCACACAAAGCGAAGAAGAAAUGAAAAACACUCAUGAAGAAUUAAAUAAAAACGGAUCUGAAAAUAGAUAUUCUUUACGCCAAUUUAAAUAAAAACAAAAUUGAAUCGAAAGAAGAAUAAGAGAAGAAAUGUACACUGUGAUUCUAAAAGUAAAUUGUGUGUGAUAAGAAAAAAAAAACAAAUAAAAGUGUGAAAAAUUCUUUUUUGUAAAAAAACUCGAAAGGACUUUCACGACAAAUUCAAAAUAUCCAAACAAAACGAAAAAGAAAAAAAAAAUCCAGUGAUCGAUUCCCGGUGUUUAAAUGUGCAAAGGAAACGGUUUACAUAAUUUUUGCGGCAGAUCGAGCGAAUUGUGAACGACGUUGCAUGUGAAUGUGCAACAAACGAAUUUCGACAAAUGUGAAAACAGUAGCAAGAAAAAGUUCUAGAUUUUAGAGAAAGAAGAAAAAAACUAAGCUUAAUUGUUGUUGUUUUUUUAAAGUUUGACAAGCAGUGUGUACCAAAGAGCCAACGUUUUUCUUGGCGUUUGCAAUAUAUCAUAAUAAUAAUUUCGAAUUUUUUUAUCGGCAACAUUUUUUGUUUGGAUGCCUAAACACAAAUCAAUGGUCGGUGUAUUCUUUUUCGCGAUUCGACGACAUGCAUUAUCGAUUUAUCGUCGUGUGUUGAGAGAGUGAAUGAGAAGAAACGAAACAAAACGAAACAUAGAAGAAAUUUAAUUUUUAUUUUUCAAAAGAACCAACAACAAAAACAAUAAUUUGAACAAUACAAUGUUGAAACUGCGGCCAAACAAAACAACAACAUCGACAACAAACAUGAGCAUACCGAUGGUUGGCCUGUUACGACACGUUAGCUCAUUUCUGUACCAGUUGUUUAUCAUCGUUUCUGUAACACUAAUACCAUGCACAUUGAACGUACGACAUGGUGCAUUCGCGUGUGCAUCUGCCGUUUCGACAACUUCUUCUUCAUCGUCAACUUCACCAGCGACGUCGUCGUCGUCGUCAACAACAUCGUCAUCGUCGGCAGCAGCGACAGCAGCAGCAGUAGCAGCUGAAAAUAAUUAUGAAUUACAAGCAACACACUUAACUAUCGAUUCUUCGAUAAUGAUGACGGUCGAUAAUAAUAAUGAUUUGUCACAAUUAACGUUCGAGCCAAAUUUUUUGCAUUUCGAUGAAUUGUCGGUGGGUGAAACGGCAAAUAAAGUGGUCACAAUAUUCAAUCGUCAUGUAAAUCGUAGCGUGUAUCUUGGUUCAAUAUCUGGUUCGGUGGGUGAUUUUUAUAGUUCAUUUUUCGAAGAAAAUCUUGUGCCACCAAUGGGCAAUACAACAUUUAACGUUGUCUUUUUGCCACGACAACAAGCCAUCAUUCAAGCGCAUCUCAUCAUUCACACAUCAUUUGGUGUACUAAAUUAUGAAGUAAAAGGUAAAGGUGUUGAAUGUCCGUAUCGUUUAAGUCCAUUGGUUGGUUUAAAAGCACCAUUGAAUGCAACACUUAUGCCAGAAAUUUAUAUGUACAAUCCAUACAAUACGCCAUUACAAAUUGUCGAAGUCUAUUCAAGCGGUGGACAAUUUCAAUUAGAAUUGCCAACAAACGAUGUUGAUGAUUCGAAUGAUGCGAUCAGUGCCGGCACCGCCAAUACACCAAACACAGAACGAUCACAAACAUUAUGGGAAAUACCGCCACAUUGUUCGAAACCAGUAAUUCGUGUACGAUUUACAGCAACACACAGCGGCAACUCGACCGCAUAUAUUCGCAUAAAAGUGUCAGCGAGAAAAAAUGCGGCACUUGAAAAGGCUGUCAUUGUAUUACCAAUUGAAGUCGAAAUAUUCAAAGAGCAUGGCAUUUAUGCGAGCAUACCGUUUUUAAAUUUUGGCCUUAGCGGAACAAAUGAUCGACCGAAAAGUGUGACAUUUCGUUUAUUAAAUUCGGGCAUCGAAUUGUACGAUGUGAUCGGAUAUUCGGUGGAAGCUGACGAUAAUGUACGGAAUGGCAUCACAUUGGAAAUGAAUACGAGAGAGACAACCAAUGAAACAUAUCAAACAAUGACAGCAACUGUGGAUUGGUCCCGAAUAUCGGCCGAACAAUUUUUUCGCGGUAAUAUUUUGAUUCAAACACGUGGAAAAAAUGCAAAUGUAGAUGCACAAGCGGCAACAAUGAAAUUAUCACGAUUUCAAUAUCGAAUACCAUUUGUCGGUGGUAUUUUACGCGGUUCAAUACAGUACAAUGAGUCAUUAACACGAUUUCAUCAGUCCAGCACCAGAAGCAGCAGCAGCAGUAGCAAUAGUAAUAACAUACAUUCGGCGUCAGCAUCGUUAUCGUUACCAUCGUCGCCGUCGUCGUCGUCGAAUGAUAAAACCAAUGUAGUUCGUGAUUUUCGCAUAAAAAAUAACUUUGACGUUGCAUUGGCCAUAACAAAUUUAACAAUGUCACCCGAUACGCUCAUCUAUUUUCGUGCCGAUAAUUUCAAAUCAAAAUUAUUGGCGCCCGGUGAAGAGUCGACUAUUUUUCAAAUUGUACAACAACCAGCAGCUGCACAUCAUUCAGUUACACGUUCAUUUCAUUUGCAUACAAAUGUCAGCGUCUAUGACAUUGAAUUGUUCAGUUUUAAUGGUUUACUUAAACGUUUGCUACCAAUUACCGAACAAACAACCGCCGACAUUAUCAACGAUAUGACGAAUCUGAGCGAUGAUGAUGGUGACGGUGAGUCUGCAAUCGGUUUCGAUGAGAAGACCAUCAAUUUUGGCAUUUUACCCUUAUCAACACAAUCACAAAUAAUGUUAGCGCUUGUUAAUCAUAAUCCAAUUCCAAUAAAUAUUCACAAUUGGAAAGGUACGAUAUCGAGUGCAGCACAUAUUGGCAUCACGGUUCCCGGUUGCAGCAAACUCACCAUGAAAGGUUUGAAAUUUUGUAACAUUGUCAAACCCGGCGAAUGGAUUGUUUUCCAAAUCGGUGUCACAUCCAACACUGUCGGUACAUUCGAUGGAAAAUUCACCGUUCAAACACCAUUCGAAGUAAUCAGUACGCCGAUAAAAUUCAGCACCGAUAUGGGCAUUCUUAAAUUUACCACACACAUGAUCGAUACCGAACAUUGUUUUCCGGGUGGCGUAUGUAAGGUAAAUUUAACGGCAUAUUCAACAUUCACACGAUCGAUGCACAUAAAAACGAUUCAUGUGAAUAAUAUAUGUUUGGAUAAUGUGUCAUCGAAGAUAGACAACAGUGCCUCAAUGAUGGAGCUAAAAGACAUGGAUGGAUAUGAUGAAUGUCAUGCGACAAAUGUAUCUCGUGUGGAUAAUAGUGGCCAUAAAAAUGAUGUCAACGACGAUAUUGAUCCAUUGUCCGUGCAACGAUCACCGUAUGUAAUUUAUGAAGAUGGUGAAAAACCGGUGAUACUAGCGCAAAGCGAAUCAUUUAUUGAUCAAUUAAAAGUGGCGAUACCACGAAUCUGUGAUGAUCGUUGUGCAUUGGAUGUCACACAAAUGGAAGAAACAGUCGAAACAAAUCGGCAACGCAUUUUAUUACUAAAAAAGCAAUUAGAUCGAUUUCAUGCCCUGUCCGCCAAAUUUCAAAAGCUAACAUUUCACGUGCAAACCAAUCAUAUCAAGCGUUACGAUUUUAAUGGUAGCAUUGAUAUUGCAUGGCCAAAAUUGAUAAAGACACCAAUUGAAUUUGCAAUUUCACAAGUUGGACACGAGCUCAUUAAAACCAUUGACAUUUUUAAUCCAUUCGAUGCACCGCUACAAAUUCAUUAUUAUUUACACGAUGGCAAAAAAUUUGGCGUUGAUGAUAUUGUACAACAAUUACCGCCCGAUAUUAUUGACAUUUCAACAAAUAAACAAAUCACCGAGGAUCAUGUAUUCACCCUGGAUACCUUCGGAAAUCAAUUCAAAUCCGAUAUUGUUGUGAUACCGGCAAAAACAUAUCAUAGAAUCACGGUAAAAUUUAUGUCGGAAAAUGCGGGCAGCUAUGGAACCAUCUUAUGGAUACGGAACAAUGUUACAGUACUGGAAGCGACAUGGAUCACCGCAAAAUCGGUGGUGCCACAAUUUAAAUUUGGCAAUCGAAAGCCCGGCUCAAAAACACCGUUACUCUUUGAAUUGACCGAUAAACAUUUGCGCGACUGUAAUCAUCCGAAUAUAAAUAUGCGAUCGGUUACAGCAAAACGAACAUUUACCGCAAAGAAUAGCGGUGAAGUACCAAUUUAUAUGCAUGGUCUUCGCAUCGAUGAUUUACCAUGCGAAGGUUAUGGUUAUCGUAUAUUGGAAUGUAUGCCAUUCGAAUUGCCACCGAAUGGUUCGAAAAAAAUUGAAAUUUCAUUUACGCCCGAUUUUACAUUGGCCAUGGUUAAGAAAACGUUGUACUUAGAAACAUCGUUAAAUUAUUCCGUCAAUUAUACAUUGCACAGCAUAAUUGCGCCGUUAUCGCUGGGCGUGUGCAGCAAAGCAUUGGCACGUCCCGAAUGGGAAUCAAUGAUGAAAAAUGUGACAGCCGUUGUAUUAGCCGUAUCAUUUGUGUGCGUUUUAUUUGCUGCCUACUUAGAUUCAAUGAAAGUACUUAAAGUGCAUGUCGAAAAUAUAUCAAAAGCAAAAGGAUCACUGCAACCGGCAUUGGAUUUACGGCAAAUUAGUUUAAAAACCUUAUUUUUCGAUGAUGUGACAAAGGGUGGCGGAACCGUUUCUUCGGUCAACACGGCUACACCUUCGAAUAGCACUGGAGGUGCAAAUUCAUCAGCAAAACAAUCACCGUCAACACCAUUGUCAUGCAAUUCGAAAACAAAUGGCAGCAUUUGCAAAAAGAAAAUGACCGAGAAAAAACGAACAUCAUGUCCAUCGAGUUCGGCAUCGACCGAAGUAAUAACACCGAAAAAAUCCUACAUUACCGAAAUUGCAAAGAAAUUUACACCGAAAAAAUCGGACACCAAACCAAAAAUGGAACAAUCGAAAGCGAAAUGUUCAUCGCCACCAUUGUUACCGCCAUCACAACAACAAACAACACCGACGACGACAACAGAUAAAAAGGAAAAACGCUCAAAGGAUGAAUACCCCCCAAAUGCAAACUAUGAAGAAGAGGAAACAUCAUCGACAACAACAGAGAGCUCAAGCCAUUCAGACGAUAAAUCACCAAAUGGUAAAACAAAAUUGAAAAAAUCAACACAAUCAAAAGAUCUCUCAGCCACACUGCCACCACCGAUCAAAGAUAAAACCAAAAGCGUUGUCAAAAAAUCGAAAAGUCUACCGUUACCUUAUGACUCACGUCGAAUGUUACCGUGUCAUUAUGAUAUGCCAUUAUCCACAAUAAUGGACCACAAUCAUGAUGAAUUGAAUGUUGACCAACAGCAUCAACACGAUUCAUUUGAAUUGAUCAAUGCCAAUUGCAAUAAUGACGAUGACGACGAUGAUGAUGAUGGUGGUGGUGGUGCAAAUUCAACAUUAAGUACACCGCCCAGCAAAUCGAAUCCAAUGAAACUAUUAAAUGGUAAAACGCCAGGACGCGAACGCAUCAAAACCAAUGAGAAUAAUACACAAAUGCCAUAUCGAAAAACAUCGGAUACCGAUUGUCCGACAUUUAAGAGUUCGACAUUUAGUUCGGCAUUUGAAUUUGCAUCACCGUGUGGUAGUCAUCCAUUGCUUGAUUUAGUUGAAAAAAGUAACCUGUAUGAACAGCCAGAUGGUAAAUAUAAAUUGGGUUACAGUGCAUCAUCGUCAUCAUCAUCGUCGGCCGUUUCUUUAUCGUCCGUUGUUAAAACACAAACCGCAAAUAAAACAAAUGGAAAAAAUGAGAAAAGUAAACAAACGACAACCAAAUCAAAACAUGAGGCUAAAUCGAAAGAACGGAAGAAUGCUAAGAAACAUACGUCAAAUGGUGGCGCUGGCAGUGGCAAUGGCACUGAUGGCAUAUUCUCUAGCAAAUCAUCAUUUGAAUAUCAAACAUCGGAUAGCAAAGUAUCGUCGCCGGAUUUGGGACCAAUUGGAACAAGAAAAUCGCCAUCAUCAACGCCAAUCCAAAAUUGGGAAUCAAUACAUUCAAUUCAAAGUCCAAUUCCACAAAGUAACGGCAAUUCACUGAACACUUUGGCUGGCACAUCGAAUAGCUUUUUUAGUGGCAUUUAUCCACAAACAUCAACCUAUCAACGUAAUGACAAUGUCCUGAACGGUGUACUAAAUCAACAUCAAUUGAAUUCGUCCGAACAACUUCAACAAUUGCGUCAACAGCAACAGCAACAACAACAAAAUGCCGAUUUGCUGCGAUAUUUGAAUGGCAUGUACGGUGGCAGCAGUAAUUUGGAACAGCACAAACCAAAUCUAUGGGAUCCAAACAUACUUUAUAGAUUAUUGCAACGUCAACAACAACAACAGCAACAUCAACAGCAAUUGGCUCAACAGAGAUUGCAAAGUGUUUACUCAUCGUCACCAAAUAGCCUAUGGAAUUCGAGCACUUUAUUUGAUUCGACGCCAUCAACAUCAUCCGCAUAUUGGUCAUCCAAUCCAGCGGCCGUAUCAAGUACACAUGAAAUUCGACCGCCACCCGGCUUUGGGCACACAACCACACGUGAUCCACGGACAUUGGCUGCACAAAAUGAGCUCCUCCUUCGAAACUAUCAACAACAAUUACUACAAAAACAGCUACAGGUGCAACAACAACAACAACAACAACAGCAACAGCAGCAGCAGCAGCAACAACAACAACAACAACAACAAAAUCAAACCGCCCAAAGCGAUUUGCAGUACGAUCGAAUGUUAAAUUCCCUCAGGCCAUCAGAUAAUUGGAACAGUAUUUGGUCAUCGGAUAAUAGUUGGAAUAACCAGAACAACAGUGAUCAAAACAAAAAAGCAAAAUGAUGACUCUCGUUCAUUCACAUAAACAUUUCAAAAUCGAUCAUUUCUCUUCUUUUUUUUAAACUUCAUUUUUAUGUUUAAACCGCCUUCAUUUAUUAUCGUUUUAUUGUCUUCUGCAAUUUUUUUUUACCCAAUUGAUUUGAAGACUUCCCCAAAAAAAUCGAAACACAUUUUCGUUUCAUAUGAAGUAAGAAAUGAAAACAAUUUAAAUUUUCAAUUUGAACAAAAGUUAUAAAUACCAAAGCACAUGAAAAAUAAUCUUAAUAGCAAUCAUUCAUACCAAACCACAACAACACUGAACUGAUCGAUUUGAAAGAAAACAGAAAUUGUUUACUCAAAAUAAUAUUUGCCGUAGCUAUGAUAAGCACUUCAUUCAAACCAGUUUUUAUUCCCAUAUUUUGCGUUUAUUUGUGAUCACUUUUGUUUUUUUUCACCGUAAUUAAUGCAUUUCUGUUAAAAUUCAUGCUUAUCGCAAUUUUGAGAGCUUCAACCAUAUUUACCGUUUUGAAACAACAACACAGAGUGUUCAAGACUAAAUAACAUUUGAAACCAAACACAUUAAGUAUUCGGAUGAUGAAUUAAAAAAAAAAAAUAACAACAACAUUUAAAUUCACUUGUAAUGAAAUAAGACUUUCAAGAAAAGGACUUGCGAAUUAUGGUCAAAUAAAGUCGACUGAAAAC
Contarinia nasturtii (swede midge) is the source of this 8412-nucleotide messenger RNA. RefSeq names its product transmembrane protein 131 homolog (gene Tmem131). The transcript is spliced from 5 exons. Gene Ontology annotation, cellular component: membrane. The coding region runs from base 1669 to 7734 and encodes 2021 amino acids. The record is from RefSeq and is a predicted model, not a curated record. Lineage: Eukaryota; Metazoa; Arthropoda; Insecta; Diptera; Cecidomyiidae.